UAUACGUUUCGUUUCAAAAUGGCGAUACAUAUACUGCCAUAGGUGCCAUUAACUUUGCCACGAUUUUUCCUUCUGUUCCUUUUGACAUCUUACAAUUCAUUCUUGUCAGAUUGAAUUUCCUUUUUGCUUCAGACUUCCUUUAUCGUUAUCUUGGUGUAUAAUAUUUCAUCAAGAACUGUUCCGGCCUAUAGAAUAUAAACCCCGGCAACGGGAAAGCAAGCUGUCUUGCAAGUUUUCUUGUCCUGCCCGAGUUAUCAAUUGACACUCCGCCUUUAUACCAGGCAUCAUGGUAAGUGGAUGAUGCUUUGUCAAUGAUAUACUCAUGCGCAUUGGAGUAUCAUACUAACGAUACGAUUGAUUGUAGGCCAUGAGGACUCACCUGACAGCCAUCGACACUCGGGUAGAGAUGUUCCAAAAAGGUUACACUAGUCAACCUAGAGAUACUUUUCUUGGGUUCAAGGAAACACAAUAUUAUUCUGAACGACCUUUAUCAUCCGCAACCAUAUUCGACACAGAUUUCGAGGACGACGUAAGUGACGGUGAGGAGUUUGAAGAGAGCCAAAAUGCCCAACAAUAUGUGGAAGAGGCACAAUAUGGAUCAGAUUUUGAAGAAGAUUUGGACUACACGAGCCUGAGCUAUAGAUCAGUAUGUACAAUGUCUCAUUCAUCUUACCUCCUGUACUAACAUGUCACCCUCCAGGGAGGUCGAGCGAGUGAAACUACAUUAUCCUCCUAUGAAGAAGUAUUCACACCCACAUCGGCCACGAACGAAUUCCAAUCUUUCAAUUUCGACUUGAACCCGAAGAAACCGGUCGAGGGACCUCGGGGGCCUCAUCUGUUUCGCAGCUCUGUUUCUUCAUCGAUAGAUAUCCCGAGCCAAUAUGUUUUGGAAAUGUCGCCAAUAACUCCACAACCAUCAACACUUACACCGCUUUAUCAACUUCAUCCUCCCACUCCAAUCUCGCCAGACAGUCCUUCGAGACGCCAGGGAUCAUCCGUAUUGACUGAAAACAUCGCGGAUCUCGACCUGAACAACAUCGUUCAAUGGACACCACGUCAAGUCGCAAGAUGGAUGCACGAUGCAGGUUUCGAGUGGUCAAUCGUUGAAAAAUUCGAAGAAAAUGAUAUUUCCGGUGCCAUUCUGACCACUCUUAAAUUCGAAGAUCUCCGAGAAUUAGGCAUCUCAUCAUUUGGACAACGCACAAAAGUUUGGAACGAAAUCCACGUCCUACGAGGAAGCGCUCCGAGUACACCUAAGCCAGCCACCCCUAUCGAGGAAACUUCCCCGGCCACGGAAUUUCGAAUCAGGAAAGACAGAUCGGAUAGAGGUAGAGAAGAAAAUCGCUCGGCGAGUCAAGAGCGAAACCGAUCUCGAAGACGUAAGGGGUCGAGAAAGGCUCAUAAACACGAGACGGUGUUGCCUUUCGAAUCUAUCUCUAUUGUAGGCAUAGAGCAACUUAUGCCAAAACCACAUAAGUGCUCAAAGGGAGAAAAUUGUGGAAAGUGGAGGAAACAACAACGAUUGAUUGCUGCUUUCAACAAAGAUCAUCCUGUCAGCCCUGAAGGUACGUUUACAACUUGUGACAAAAUAUUCGAGUCUAUACUAAAGAUUGAAACAGAAGGUGGCUCGCUACUUAUUGCUGGAGACCCAGGUAAUGCUCUCACAGCUCGUCCAAUCUCAGAUGCGGUACCUUCAGUGGUUGCAUCCUCAGAUGUUCUUGGUCCAGGCUCAACUCCUACUCUUCGUUAUUUAGAAGAGGAGAGUCUUCGAAAUGUCGCAUUACGUGAUCCCCAAGACAAUGUGAAGCAGUUCAUUAAAUUCCAACAUCUCGCGCCCAGUCAAUCAUCCGAAGAGCCAUCAACUCCUCCAUAUGAGAUGUUCCCACCACUGAAGGGACCUAUCGCCGGUCUUCGGGGCUUACCUAAACUUUCUAUUCCUCCACCUCGUCCCGAACAACCCAUCAGAUCCCAGAGUGCCAACGGAUAUGGCCCUUGCAGCGCAACCGCCAUCCCAAACAGCGCAGUUGCGUUCUCGCCUUACCAAAUGGAACGAGCAGAAGCUCUUUCACCGGAACUCCGAAACGAAACCCGCUCGCCCUCCGUCUAUCGAUUUGGUACCCCCUUUUCCGAAAUGGACGUCCCUGUUACUGCUGUGCCUAUGAGUCCCGUCGCUAGAGAAGCUUCUCAAUCCGUUCCACCUAACAUGACCUAUCGCCCAACCACCAACACAUCCAACAAUCUCUCGAUGAACAACUCUCUCCAGCGCAGUCUUUCCCGUAUUUCUAAUCGUCGUCCCUCCCUACUUCCUCGUGUCGAUGAAUAUCGGGCCACCGACACAACUCAACCCUCCCAACCGGCCCAAGUCCAAAUUCUUCCCAAUGAACCGGCCCGCACCUUCCCCGAAACGACAACCAUCGGUAGAGAUCCUACACGCCCAUUAGGUCUAGCAAGCUCCAUCCGGGCCUACUCCACCACCGACCCCUGGGCUCAAUUCGGCGCGCCAAAUUCCAACUCCGCUCAAGCCUCCACAUCCACGCCAUUACCAGCUCACCCCUCCUCAGCUUCCUCCUCUAACUCUUCCUCCCCAGAGAAAGACGCUCCUUCCUAUGCUGGCUGGAUGAGAAAGCGACGCACAAAAAUGUUGCGUCACGAAUGGCACGAGCACCACUUUACACUUCGAGGCACCACGCUCGCCAUGCACAAAGACGCAAGUGCCAUGGACGUACUCGAAUGCAUCGACGUAGACGAUUACGCCAUAGCAUGUUCAUCCCUCGCGUCAUCAUCCAAACUAAACGCGGCUUUUAAACGAGUUAAUAUUGCGAUGGGUCGCGGAGGCGACCGAGAUAAAAAAGUAGAUGUUUUUGCUUUUCAGUUGAUACCCCAGGCGAUAGAAAAAGGAGUGAGAAUGAAGAAGAGAGAUAGUUUGAUGCCUGGUGGUAUAGGGGGGAAUGGUAACGCGAAUAAUAAAACGCAUUAUUUUGCGGUCAGGAGUCGCGAUGAGAGGAUUGAUUGGAUGAGGGAAUUGAUGUUGGCUAAGGCGUUGAAACAGAAGAGUGAGGGAUAUGAGGUUAACGUCAAUGGGAAUAUGAUUUAGGUUUGUAUGUUUUUUUUCUUUUUGUAUUUAUGGUUGGUUUAUGAUGCUUGAUGAUGGAUGAUGGAUGAUGAUGAUGAUGAUGAUGAUUGAAUGAUUGGGGAUAUAUAUGGGUUUGAUACCACAUUUUUGUUCUUCUAGUUAUAACUUACGACGAAUACCUUUAUGAAUUGGGGACGGGAAGGGAGAGGAGUUUUUGGCGAGUUUUUAUUUUCUGAGAUUUAGCUUUUUUUUUUCUUGAAAAAUUGGACUUGGACUGACUGAGUUCUCGUUCUCGUUCUUUUAUUUUAUUUUAUUUCUUUUGUGAAGGGGUUUUCUUUUGAUCAUUGUUACUUCUAGAUACAUUGGGAGACAUUCAUUUUUCCCUCCUUUUUAUUUCCUUUCUACGAAUACACUGAGAGCAAUCUCCUUUGGUGUGGGGCAUUCAUGUAGUGUUUUAUUUGCUUUGUUAUUUUUAUUUUUCUUCUUGUGUUUAAGCAAUGAUAUGAUAUGGAUGAGAGGGGAUGGCAAAAGAAAAGGAAGAUAGAAAGUCGGAUGGAUGGAUGGAUGAAUGGAUGGUUGGAAGGAUAAAUAAAUAAAAUGAGUGACGGGAAAAGACACGAAUGUUAACGAUGAUUUAAGUACAAAUUGAGAGAGAUAUAACGAGGGAGGAAUUUUGCAAUCAUUAAUUAGUUAGUUGUAUUUAGAGAAAAUGAAAGU
Sclerotinia trifoliorum is the source of this 3790-nucleotide messenger RNA. Lineage: Eukaryota; Fungi; Ascomycota; Leotiomycetes; Helotiales; Sclerotiniaceae. The record is from the annotation of a GenBank genome assembly.